AAAUAUGCCUCCUCCAUGCAAAAAUUGGCAACUACGUAUUGGGUGGAGAAUAACUUGAACACCAAAAGUUCAACAUACUCCAGGAUAGAAUGGAUUAAAUCUCAUUGCGAGGAGUACUUUCUAAAUGGUGAAAAACAAAAGUAUGAUACAAGGGAAGAUGAUAUUAAGUCGAAAAUAGAUGCAAGCUUUGUGACAACUGUUCCUGAAGAUUAUAACACGAACGCUGCAUACAAGAAGGAUCAACUACCGAAAUGUUACGACAAAAAUACAGAAAAGACAGAUAAAAUAUGUUUUCUAGAUGUAGGAAGCUGUUAUAAUCCUUUUGGAGAUACAGAUAUGUUUGAUGUAACUGCAAUAGAUUUGAAUGGUUUGCCAGACAGAGUUUUAUGUUGUGAUUUCUUAAACGUUCAAAUUGGGGAGGAGCAAAUAUUGUCUGAUGAUAAACAAGAGAUCUUGCAAUUGUCUAAAAACUCUUUUCAUGUAAUUGUAUUUUCUUUAUUUCUCGAAUAUUUACCCUGCCCUAAGCAAAGAUACUUAUGUUGCAAGAAAGCUUAUGAAUUGUUAAGAGAUAGUGGUAUACUUUUUAUUAUAAGCCCCGACUCAAAGCAUGUUGGCGCAAAUGCAAAAAUUAUGAAAUCAUGGAGAUAUGUUUUAAGCAAAUUAGGAUUUAUGAGAAUAAAAUAUGAGAAACUUCGGCAUAUACACUGUGUAAUAUUUAGAAAGUGUGUAUUUGUCGAUGUUGCAAUAAGAUGGGCGAAUUUGCAAAAGUUGCCUGAUGACGAUCCAUUAUAUGCAAAUGAUACUUCGAUUUAUAUUCCACAAGAUUUUCGGAAUGAAUCGAAUGAGGAUAAAGAGCAGGAUAAUCAUAAAUACGAUCGUGAGGAAUUAACGUUUAUGUUUAAUGAACUGCCUUUCGAAUAAAAUAACGAACAGAAAAUUGUUCAUUAUUAUACAGUUC
This is a messenger RNA of Ceratina calcarata, 958 nucleotides long. Its product is annotated as S-adenosylmethionine sensor upstream of mTORC1-like. The transcript has a single exon. The annotation marks the transcript as partial. Gene Ontology annotation, biological process: negative regulation of TORC1 signaling. Lineage: Eukaryota; Metazoa; Arthropoda; Insecta; Hymenoptera; Apidae. The record is from RefSeq and is a predicted model, not a curated record.